Messenger RNA from Peronospora farinosa, 2001 nucleotides. The record is from the annotation of a GenBank genome assembly. Lineage: Eukaryota; Oomycota; Peronosporomycetes; Peronosporales; Peronosporaceae.
AUGGCAGAGGUAGAACCGGCGAUAGUCGCAGCUCAAUUACGCGUCGCUGUACACGAUCUUCGUGUCCGUGGACUGAAUCAAGCGCGACAAUUUGCAGCAGAGCUUCUUCUAGGCAUGGGAGAGGCUGCAUACAAUUCCUUGUCGCAUGAGAUGAAGGAGAUCGACAAUGAAAACGAGCCUGAAAAGUGGGCAGAGAGCGAUCGUUUUGAGGCUGCCAAGGCUUGUUUUGAUGUGGGGGAAUAUCUGCGUGCUCAUGCCUUGUUAUCGUCAAGUCCUGAGAGUCACGGGGAUGCAUUCUGUACCCUUACGCACAAAUUUCGCUUUCUUAAAAACUACUCGCUCUUCCUGGCUGGAGAAAAGGCAAAAGAGGAGAUGGAUCUAGAGAUGAAUGUCACAGGCAGUAGUAAAGAGAUGGACCGUAAUCUGCAUCACCAAGCUACAAAUCCUCAUCUUAAAGAGCUGUACCUGUCGCUAAGUGCCGCGUACCAAUUGAACGCACUGGAUGGAUUUGGUCUCUACCUUUAUGCUGUUGUAUUAAAGCGCUUAGGCUACAGCACUAGCAUUGGGAGUACGCAAGCCCAAUCGUCGACCCCAACGAGUAUGAAGACACGGCAUCGCGCGGAUUUUGCUGAAGAACAAAAGCGCCAGCAAGUACAUGAUCUCAACGCCGACGCUAGCAGGAGAGAUACUAAAAGCGAGUCAGGUGUAUCCACUACGCUGACAUUUGACGUCACAACGCGAUUCAUCCUGAUAGAAUCGAUUCGUCGCUAUCCGUGGAAUUGGUCAAGCUGGAUGGAACUGGCAGCACACUCUCCUUUCACAUCUAACGAAGAAGAAGUGAUCCUGGCGACAAGCUGUCGCUGGAUGUUCCAACUCUUUCAAGCACAUGUUCUGCUUGACCAACAGCAGAAUGAUGCUGCGCGCACGAUCCUGACAGGCUUAGAAGAACAUUUUCCGCAAAGCACUUACCUUUUGGCGCAACAGGCUUUGACAAGCUACCAUAUCCGUGACUUUGAUCAGUCUCAAAAACAGUUCGAGCGUCUAGCUGCGCAAGACCCGCAUCGUUUGGAAAAUAUGGAUGUAUACUCAAACGUGCUGUACGUGAAAGAGGACAAGACCGAACUCAGUCGAUUAGCGCACCGAGCUCUUAAAGUGGAGAAGUACCGGCCGGAGACGUGCUGUAUCAUUGGAAAUUACUACUCGAUCAAGAACAAGCACGAUCGCGCGAUUAUUUAUUUUCACCGCGCGCUAAAGCUUGAUCCUAAUUUCCUUUCGGCCUGGACACUCAUCGGCCAUGAGUAUAUCGAGAUGAAGAACACAAGUGCAGCCAUUGAAGCCUACCGCCACGCGGUUGAUCUCAACAUACGGGAUUAUCGUGCUUGGUAUGGACUUGGGCAGGCUUACGAAAUUCUCAACAUGUUCCUAUACAGCAUCUACUACUACCGUAAAUCUGUGGCGAUUCGUCCUUAUGACGCGCGCAUGUGGUGUGCUUUGGGUGGCUGUUACGAAAAACUGGAUAAGGUUGAUGAAGCUCUCGCGUGUUUCCACCGUGCCGUUAAUAAUCAAGAUCGUGAAGGCAUCGCAUCAUACCACCUAGGCCGACUCUAUGCGGCGCGUGGUCAGCAACAUGAUGCUGCCAAGUACUACCGGGUGCACCUCGGUCUUCGAAGCGUUCCAGCAACACUUUUGCAAGAGCAGGAUGGCAUCAAGAGAAAUGUGCCAAUUGACUAUAAGCACAAUAGCGAAAACCAAAGAGAAGAGCUUGUUCUCCCCGGUGGCUGUGGUGGUAACAUAUGCGUGGAUACCGCCCCAGCACUGGCAGCGAUACUGUUUCUUGCCAACUACUAUAAGCAGCUGGGCAAGUUCCCCGAAGCGACAAUCUUCUGCAACCGUUUACUGGAUAUACAAGGGCCGGAAAAAGAGGAAGCCAAGGCACUUUUACGGGAAAUGCACUGUUUGGAAGCAAAUCGUACGCAAUAUGCUUUUACUGGAGGAACUUAG